GGACACAAACAAAAAAAAAAUUACUUGAAAUACAAUUUUCGAAAAGAACUCAAGAACCCAACUGAUAAUUCGUGCGGAUGACGCAUGUUUAAAAGUUCAAUUAAAUCAUGGUUGCGGUAUAUUUGUUUAUGAUGUUUGUAUAUAAAAGCUCAAUUGACUGCGGUAUGACAGUAGCGUACGCGCAACCUUUCCGUUCUCACUAUUGAAACAGUUUGCAUGCGAACGGUACCGGUACCGCAGUAGUUGUGAAUCGAUCACGCGAAGCAGACCGCUCGCGAUUUCGCGACACUGCGCGGAUUAUAUGUUUAUUUCAUCAUGAUUAAAAAAAUCACAAUCUAUGCCCUGCUGACGGUUUUCAUUGAAAAUUCUCAAGGACAAAAAUCGCAACAGAUAGCGCCCUUAGAAUGUCCAAGCUUAGACAGCGGAGACAGUUUUACUCAGUCGGAGUUCUUAUCAAGACUCGCAAACGAAUGCCGCUACGACCGGCUACUGCUGCCUACCUAUCAGACCGGUGACGUAGUCUACGUCCAUGCCAGCGCCUAUGUUUAUUUCAUUCAACCAGCAGAAGCACACGAUUUGAAUUUUAAACUUCACUUCCUUCUGCAACUGCGAUGGACGGACCCGCGCCUAGCGUACACACUCUACUCUCCGAAAAGAUCUAAAAUCAUAGGUGAAAAUGUUCUGAAACAAAGAAUAUGGGUGCCACAUCUAUACAUGUCGAACGAACAGUCGUCGAGUCUCAUGGGAACCGACAGUAAAGACGUUCUCAUUUCAAUUGCUCCCGACGGUGAAGUGCUUUUCAGCAGGCGAAUGCAGGCAGUGUUGUACUGUUGGAUGAAUCUACAGAAAUUCCCCUUUGACGAUCAGACAUGCUCUAUGAACUUGGAAAGCUGGAAAUAUAAUGCAUCGAUUCUACGUUUAAUGUGGGAAAAGGAUAAUCCAGUUCGCUUAUCAUCGGAACUACACCUGACAGAAUAUUCUCUCAUGGAUUUUUGGACGAACGAAUCUGUUGUCAGAGGCGAUAUAGCCAACAUGCGUCUUGGUGGAGCGGGUAAUUAUAGCGCCUUAAAAUUCACAUUCAAACUUGGUCGCGAGGUCGGUUACUAUCUCAUGGAUUAUUUUAUUCCAUCGAUGAUGAUAGUGGCAAUGUCGUGGGUUACGUUUUGGCUACAAGCGGACGCAUCAGCACCAAGAAUAACUUUAGGUACAAGCACAAUGUUAUCGUUUAUAACACUCGCAUCAUCGCAAGCGAAGACACUACCUAAAGUUUCAUAUAUCAAAGCUAGCGAGGUCUGGUUCUUAGGCUGCACCGGUUUCAUCUUCUCAGCUCUUGUAGAAUUUGCUUUUGUCAACACCAUUUGGAGAAGAAAGAAAGCGGUAAACUUAAAAAAGGUGAAUAGCAAAUACAUUCUGAAGAGCACGCUUACUCCGCGUUUGGCCCGUAAGGAACUUCAAAAAGAAAUACAAGAAUCUUCACCGCAACUUUCGAAAUCGAGAUCUUGCUCGUCGCUGCAGCAGGAGGGCAGCUGCAACGACCCAGCCGGUCCCGGUUACAACAACUACCUCACUGUGCACAGUUUCCCAUCGGCCCUAAAUUUACCAACGAUUACAACGCAGAGCUUUGACGGGCUGAUGGGAAGCCCCAGCAGCAAGUCUCACAAUGGCAGCGAGGAUUCCGACGAACCUCCCAAACGUCACACUUGGACUACAAUGACACCUCAGGAGAUCGCUACUUGGAUCGACAAACGAUCCCGAAUCCUAUUCCCACUAAUGUUUAUAUUCUUCAACGUUAUUUACUGGACAUUCGUGUAUUGCCUUUGAAAUGUUAUUACGAUGUAAUUGGUUUUUAUCGAACUCGGGAUCCUGCAUUAUAAUCAUAUUGAUUAUAAGUCGCGAAUCACGAAACUACUUUCGAUGCAUUUCACGUUUGCAAUAAACAUUCCUGUAUUGAAAAUAUUAAAUUAAUUAAGUUUAUUACAACUACAUUAAAACACAAACAGGAUAAAUAUGAAAAUAGGGAAUUCCGAGGUAGACAAAAAUUGUGAUUAACAAAAAGAAGUAAGACGUGCGAUCUUUCAAAUGAAAUCUUGCGUCAUUAGAGAAGUAGUUAACAUAAUAAAUUGACUUGAAAUGUCUGUCUAAUUGUAAUUUAUAAUAUGAAUGUCCUUAUAAAAUUAAUUUAAAAAAGUCACAAACCAUUUACCUUCAAGUUAUCUACACAGCAGCUUGGCUAUGCCCCUAGGCAUGUUUGACAUUCAUCGACAGUGAUCACCACUCAUCGCUUGCUUUAAAAUGCAAAAAUGCAAUGAGUUUAAAUAUAGUCAUAGAAAAAAGCAUUUACAAAAACUAGUUUUCGCCAAAUGAUUGAAAUUCGACAGUAAUCACUCACUCCUCUAGAUUGUUUUAUGUGUUAUAUUUUCUCCUCUGCUUUUUUUAUUUCACGAUUUGAAAAACUGAUAACCCUAAAGUAUGACUAAAAAAA
Messenger RNA from Bombyx mandarina (wild silkworm), 2482 nucleotides. Its product is annotated as pH-sensitive chloride channel 2. Gene Ontology annotation, biological process: monoatomic ion transmembrane transport. The record is from RefSeq and is a predicted model, not a curated record. Lineage: Eukaryota; Metazoa; Arthropoda; Insecta; Lepidoptera; Bombycidae. Gene Ontology annotation, cellular component: membrane. Gene Ontology annotation, molecular function: extracellular ligand-gated monoatomic ion channel activity; transmembrane signaling receptor activity.